This is a messenger RNA of Fusarium poae, 687 nucleotides long. RefSeq lists its product as uncharacterized. NCBI's taxonomy places the organism in Eukaryota, Fungi, Ascomycota, Sordariomycetes, Hypocreales, Nectriaceae. The coding region runs from base 1 to 687 and encodes 228 amino acids. The record is from RefSeq and is a predicted model, not a curated record. The transcript is spliced from 2 exons.
AUGCAGCCUUAUUCAUCUCGUCCAACUAAGCCGAUGUUACGUUUCCGGGACCGGGAACUGCCAAACCCCUCGCCGGAACCGAGAUUUAGCCCCGAUCCAGAGGACAUCUUCCCGGAAUCCCUGAAGCAGCGGAAAAACGAACCUUCCAGCAAUGAAGAAACUGGCUCUCCUGAUGACGACCUGUCAGAUGAUAGUAUCUCGGCGCCGUGGUAUCCACCCGUGAGAGAUGAAGAAGCUGUUUCCGCCGAAACAGAUGAGACAGGAGACAUUGAAUCUUUAUCUCAGGUAUUCCCACCACGUAACAGCACCCAAGAUCUCUCUCGUGCGUUUCCGAAACUUAGAAGAAGUGGCAUCGAUUCUUUGGCUACAAUCCGCAACAAGGACACAAUUUCUAAAGACAACACAGCUGGAAGCAAGUCCGACAUGGAUAGUCUGCUCGCUAAAUACAGUAGGAAGCUUAUAGGACCUGACUUGAUAUCUGAUCGUACGGAUAGGCUGCAGGGGACACGUCAAAGGGCACGCGUUAGUCCACCAGACGAUGUAGACUUAGGUGACUACUCAUCUCAAGGUGGGAGUUCACGCUACACGGGUCGCUAUCCGGGCUACCCAGAGAGAUCAAGACGUGAUACUUGGGUGCCUCCGUACACUCAUCUUUCACAACCUACUACAAGGAACAUCAAAAGAUAA